Messenger RNA from Staurois parvus, 649 nucleotides. The record is from the annotation of a GenBank genome assembly. Lineage: Eukaryota; Metazoa; Chordata; Amphibia; Anura; Ranidae.
GGCAUCAGGUCAUUUGGCUCGACAGCGGGCACCGCGUCAUCUGGCAAGGCAGUGGGCUCCGAGUCAACAGGCACGACAGUGGGCACCGGGUCAUCAGGUACCGGAUUGUCUGGCUCGACAGCAGGCAUCGGGUCACCAGGUAUGACAGCGGGCACUGGGUCACCAGGCAUCAGGUCAUUUGGCUCGACAGCGGGCACCGCGUCAUCUGGUAAGGCAGUGGGCUCCGAGUCAACUGGUAUGACCGCGGGCACUGGGUCAGACAUUGGAUCGUCUGACUGGACAGCGGGCAUCGGGUCACCAGGCAUCAGGUCAUUUGGCUCGACAGCGGGCACCGCGUCAUCUGGCAAGGCAGUGGGCUCCGAGUCAACAGGCACGACAGUGGGCACCGGGUCACCAGGCAUUGGAUCGUCUGGCUCGACAGCGGGCAUCGGGUCACCAGGCAUCAGGUCAUUUGGCUCGCCAGCGGGCACCGCGUCAUCUGGCAAGGCAGUGGGCACCGGGUCACCAGGUACGACAGCGGGCUCUGAGUCAAUUGGCACGAUAGCGGGCACCGGAUCAUCUGGAUCAACAGCGGGCAUCGAAUCAACUGGCCUAAUAGGAUCGUCAGGCUGGAUCAGUUCAUCAUGCUGGGUAGAGGCAUCAGGCUGAA